Molecule: messenger RNA, 4526 nt
Organism: Dalotia coriaria
Lineage: Eukaryota; Metazoa; Arthropoda; Insecta; Coleoptera; Staphylinidae
Gene: Orp8
Product: Oxysterol-binding protein-related protein 8
Exons: 11
Coding region: 662-3193 (843 amino acids)
Cellular component (GO): membrane; intracellular membrane-bounded organelle; cytosol
Molecular function (GO): cholesterol binding
Source: RefSeq, a predicted model, not a curated record
UUAACACUAAAAUUAACUGCAAUUGCGACGCUUGUUUGCCAAAAAACAAAUGAUCGUCAUCAUUCUGAUGACUCCAUCUUAUCAUCGCUAAUAAAAUUCAACUCGCCGUGAUCGUAGGCGUUAAUUUUCUUCAUUCGCGGCGUGCAAUUAAUUAAAUUAAUUCGUAAUUCGUAAUUGUGGUCGUUUCAGGGCAAACGAGUGUGUGUAUGCGUGUGAGAGACUCCGUGUCGCAGUGACGAGUGCGCAAUGCGCGCCGCGCUGCGUGUUUUGACGUCGUCCGUCGCCCGUCGCCGAGUCGAAUCCGAAUGUCGAUUGUCGCUCGCAGGAACACAGCAGGCUAGCAGGCAGUAGCGAGCCCGGCACCUGCACGCACCGCACGCAACAAACAGCACCCGACACGACUCGACUUAGUUCUAGCCACGAAAAGUCUCUGCACACUUGUGUGGUAGAAAACAGCACACACAAAUCUGCGAAACGUAAAGCAGGAAGCCGGAAGUGAAUCGUAGCAGGCGCAGGAUGAUAAUGGCACAUGCCGCAUAAGCGGCGAGAUGCGGCGCUGAGAAGCUGCAGGCCUGCGGAUGAGACGCAAACGUCAGGGACCUGCUCAACGCUGCAGGAAAUAAACAAACAAAAAAGUUUUUAUUUGUAUCGUUGAGGCAAGAUGGCAAUGCAAGGACCGGCGACCGCUCCGUCGACGCCGAUCGCGAUGGCGCAUUCGCACGCAGCGACCCUGAAUGAAGGCAAGACGCGGAGUGCCUCCCGGACGCAUCUCUACGUCCUGCCGAAGCUGCCGUCCAGCGAUUCGCUCAACAAUAGUCCAGGGCCUGCAUCACCAGGAAUAGCAACAAUAGACAAAACCAUGGACUUUAUCUCAGUGGAAAAACUCGACCCACAGUCAAAGCUAACAAGAAAAGAAUCAUACAAAGCACAACGCAAAAACUAUAGAAAGGAAAAAAAGCGAGUUACUAAUGAAUUGCUAAACUCUCUGAAGGAUCCGUCAGUGGUAGUGCUUGCUGAUUGGCUGAAAGUGCGAGGCACCCUAAAGUCAUGGACCAAACUGUGGUGUGUGCUCAAACCUGGCAUGUUGCUGCUGUACAAGAGUCCCAAAUGUAAAAGUGCGCAUUGGGUUGGCACAAUAUUGCUAAACUCGUGCAAAGUGAUCGAGAGACCCAGUAAGAAGGACGGAUUUUGUUUCAAACUGUAUAAUCCCCUGGACCAGUCGAUAUGGGCUCCGCGCGGACCAGAAAAUGAAACAAUAGGUGCUGUAGUGCAACCAUUGCCAAAUUCACACACGAUCUUCCGUGCCUCGUCGCAGGCAUCCGGUAUGUGCUGGUUGGAUGCAUUGGAGAUUUCAAUCCGUAAUGAUUCGGCGCUGGUGCGCAGUGUGAGUAAUAAGAGUACGCAUAGCGGAAGUGCAAAUCAUGAGACGCAGUGGAACGAAGCGGAUUACGAGCGGCAUUUUGUUGAUCAGGAUUUAGGUGAUGGUGGCCACCACACAGACAAUGGGGGUCAAUUAAGUGCAGGGGAUGCGGAUGCGUCCGAAACUGAAUCAGAAGUAUCCGUCAAGGAAGAAGAAGUUGAUGAGGAACCACAAGAGACGCCUUAUACACCUAAUCGCGAAGAAGAAUUCGGUGAUGCCGGCGCUCAAGUUGAAGAACUAGCCGAUGAACACAAAUCUUUGAUUUGGUAUCUAGUCAAACAAGUGCGUCCUGGCAUGGAUCUCAGCAAAGUCGUUUUACCAACAUUCAUAUUGGAACCAAGGUCAUUCCUCGACAAGCUGACAGAUUCUUACUAUCACGUCGACAUACUCUCUAAUGCUGUUCUGGAAGAUGAUGCUUUUACGAGAAUGAAGUCUGUUGUCAAAUGGUACCUCUCUGGAUUAUACAAGAAACCGAAAGGUUUAAAGAAACCCUACAAUCCGAUCCUAGGCGAAACCUUCCGUUGUCACUGGUUGCACCCGAACGGCUCGAAAACGUUUUAUAUCGCUGAGCAAGUGUCGCACCAUCCGCCAGUAUCAGCGUUUUAUGUCACCAAUCGUCAGGAGGGCUUCUCCAUCACAGCGUCUAUCCUCGCAAAAUCCAAAUUCUACGGUAAUUCGACCUCGGCCAUCUUGGACGGCAUCGCCAUUUUGUCUUUACUACCACGCGGAGAGAAUUACACUCUGACAGUUCCAUAUGCUCAUUGCAAAGGUAUUUUAAUGGGCACAUUGAGUAUGGAACUCGGUGGAAAAGUUUCAAUUGAGUGUGAAAAGACUGGAUACUCAACAGAAAUUGAAUUUAAAUUAAAGCCAUUUUUGGGCGGAGCUGAACAAACAAAUUGCAUCACUGGUCGUUUAAAACUCGGAAAAGAAACCCUGGCAACACUUGAGGGUUACUGGGACGGCGUGAUUACGAUAAAAGACAGAAGGUCCGGUGAACAGAAAGUGUUCUGGAAUCCUACACCGACUGUGAGAAGAUCCAGACUUACCCGAUUUACGGUACCGAUUGAUCAACAGGGGGAGCAUGAGUCUGAACAGUUGUGGCAACAUGUCUCGGCUGCUAUUUCUCGUGAUGACAUGAGCGCAGCUACUGAAGAGAAAACUUCUUUAGAAGAAGCGCAGCGCGCCUUGUCAAAGGAACGCAAGGCAAAAUGUGAAGAAUGGACGCCCAAUUAUUUCCAGCAAGAUCUCAAAACGGGCCAGUGGGUGUACAAACACUCGGAUCUUCGUCCAUGGGAUCCGCGCAACGACCUUUAUCAGUACGAGUGGAAUUAUGCAAUCGCAACGCGGACGAAGCAUCCCACGCCAAUGAUUCGCACGGCUAGCAUUGUCAGCGUGGAUCCAAAUCAAGUCGAGCCACGCAUUCCAGUCAAGCCGAAACGCAAAGUAACCGCCAAGCAGGUAUCCUCAGACGUUGACUGCAUUGAAAGCGCCAGUGAAUCAGAGGAGUACCACUCUGAUUCAACGCAGUCAGCGCCGAAAUCUUCACCGGAAAACGCCGGUGUGUUGGCGGCGAUAGAAAAUUUUGAGAAGGCGUUGAAAGCACAUGACCAACAGUUAGAGAAGAUCCAUGAUGACCUGCAGCAGGUAAUCCUCCAGAAUCAACGACAAUCGUUGCGCGGCAGCGUCGUCGUCAACGACCAACUGAUGUUCGUGGCGGCCAUGUUUGCCGUGCAGGCGCUCUUCAUAUAUUUCCUUCUGCACUGGAAAAACUAAGCAAGUAAAUAUCAGGUAUCAACGUAAUUUAGAAAAAUGGGAACUUAUGAGUAAUGAAAAUACACCAAAACGAAACAAAAAAGCGUAGCAUGCAAUACAAAAUUCACAAAGUUUAGGCAUUUAUAGAGAUUAUUCCUCGAGAGUGUGAUAAGUGAUAAAAUUUGCCAAAUUAAAUUUAAUGACCCGUAGCGAAAAAUUAGCGAAGAUUGAUGGAAACCAACAUCAUAUCAAAAGUUCCAAGUUUUAGACUUGCUUAGCGUAUACAGGGUGUUUUCCGAAGGAAAAAAACGGCUGGAUUUCCUAUUAAAAGACGAAUACGAAUAAGAAUCAAUAAUACAUCGCACAAUAACCAAUAUGAGAAUUUUCCAAAUUUAAAACUAAACAAACAAAUCCUUUGUGACAACACACAAACGUUUAUAACCUAAAAUGAACUAAAUUAAUGACCUAAGUACCUAAGCCCUUGAAUUAGUCGCAGGGGCGCAGGCGAAACAAAGUGCUGUUUGUAAAACAAGCAAUGUUACAUUUAUAACCUUAUUGAAAAAAAAAAACUUGAGAUUAGCGCCGUUUGCGCGAGAGUAAAUCUAAUCUAAUAUUGAAGAGCGUCGCAUGAACUACUUUAUUCCUAAGCGUGUACAUUACUACUCAAACUUACUAAAUUUAUAAACGCAAAUACGUUACUUAUUCUACACACACACAUAUACGUUCACACUUCAAAUUUUGUGCACAAAAUUAUAAACUUUAAAUAUCAACAUAUGGUCGAUCUACUAUAUUAAAGGUUAUGUUUACGUCGGAUUCUUGUACAAGUUGUAACACACUCAUUCUUAUUGUUUAUUUAUUCGUACUUUGAAUGAAUCUAUAUGUUUUAUUUGAGUUAAAAGUUUAAGAAAUUGUUGCCAGUGUUUUGCCAUGUCAUUGAUCACUUAAGUUACUUAAAUGUAUCAUAUAUUGUUAAAGUUAAUUGUAAUUUGUAAAUAUAAGGAUGGAAACAGACAAUUGAUCUGUGGUCACCCUUAGGUUGCAGUGCUGUCAGUGCAAAGAAUACUUGUUAUUGUACAUUGUGUGUACACGAUUGAAAUAUUAUGUUAAUAGCGAUCCAUCAUUCGAUUUUUGUGUGAAUUGUGAAUUGGGAUGAAAGAUUCUCAGCCUUUAUGUGUAAUAAUGUAAAUGAUUUGCUCGAUGCAAUCAUGAAGCGUGAUGGUGAAUUGAUGGAACGAAGCAAACAAAAAAAAAACACAUAACAAAUGCGAGUCGUGUUAGUGCCGUAUCAUUGGUUCAUUGGCGUAAAUACAUAAUGACCUAUUAUAUUUUUAAUAAAAAUAUAUUUCUAGUCCUA